Messenger RNA from Phytophthora infestans T30-4, 705 nucleotides. RefSeq lists its product as uncharacterized. NCBI's taxonomy places the organism in Eukaryota, Oomycota, Peronosporomycetes, Peronosporales, Peronosporaceae. The transcript is spliced from 3 exons. Bases 1 to 705 code for a protein of 234 amino acids. The record is from RefSeq and is a predicted model, not a curated record. Gene Ontology annotation, biological process: protein O-linked glycosylation. Gene Ontology annotation, molecular function: alpha-1,3-mannosyltransferase activity. Gene Ontology annotation, cellular component: Golgi apparatus.
AUGGUGGGUAUGACAGUCGCUGUCAACAGGGGCGAUGUCGAUUUUGGAACCGCCAACAGCGUCGCCGUCAGCAGCUCGACGACGUUCCUUGCCUCCGAUGUUUCAAACAACGUAUCCCAUCCGAACUCGCAGUGGUAUCAACGCAGUGUCCGUUAUGACGAGACUGUCGGUCGCGACCGUGGAGUAGUAACUUGCAUGCACGACGGUGUGCUACCAUUGGGUUUGUCACUCGUUCGUGAGCUCCGAUGUUUGGGUAACCGCGAGCUGAUUCAAGUGUACCAUUGUGGUCAACAGGAACUGUCAAACACAUCCAAGGAAUUACUACUUGGUGUGGACGAUCGACUGGAGUUGGUGGAUGUAUGCUCCGAUCUUGUUGAACGUGGUGUGAUCAACGACAAGAGAGCAAAGCAAUUUCGAAGCUGGUGGAUCAAACCCCUUGCCAUGUAUCACACUGAUAUUCGUCAUGUGAUGCUAGUGGAUGUGGACGACAUUUUUGUUAAGGAUCCUGCAGUCCUGCGUGAUUUAAAAGGAUACAGGACCACGGGCACGACAUUUUUCUAUGAUCGCGUGCGAUUCAACAUUACAGGAGAAGCCAAACCGUCCGAGAACGCACUCAAGUCGUUUGCAUACAACAACAACAGUUGCCACGAGAUGGACUCGUCGCUUGUAUUGAUUGACAAGGUACGCGUUGUACUCGUUCGGUGA